AUGUUUACGCUUGUGAACUGGCUCCAUGGCGCAUCAGUAGUUCCUUGUUACUUCGUCGUCGGCGACUCGAAGAUCAAUAAUGGAAACAACAACAACAUCAAGACAGCUGCCAAGGCAAACUACCCAUCGCAAGGGAUCGACUUUCCCAGACGGUCCAAUCGGAAGGAUAAGUGUCUUGCUAGUAGUACAGCACUGAUGCCUGCACAAUUUUUAUUUGUUCCUACAGUUCAGUGCUUGGGCUUCGACAGGUUUAUUCUCCCCCCUGCGAAUGCAAGCGACGAAGAUAUACUCAGAGGACUAAAUUAUGCGUCAGUUGGUGCUGGAAUUUUGGAAGAAACUGGGAAGACAUUGCUUGGUAGAACAUUUCUGGCCUCUAGAAAUGUCUCACUUUUAUAUGAAGCACCAACAUAG
This is a messenger RNA of Punica granatum (pomegranate), 411 nucleotides long. NCBI's taxonomy places the organism in Eukaryota, Viridiplantae, Streptophyta, Magnoliopsida, Myrtales, Lythraceae. The record is from RefSeq and is a predicted model, not a curated record.